This is a messenger RNA of Naegleria fowleri, 1701 nucleotides long. RefSeq lists its product as uncharacterized. Gene Ontology annotation, cellular component: cytoplasm. The transcript has a single exon. The coding region runs from base 1 to 1701 and encodes 566 amino acids. The record is from RefSeq and is a predicted model, not a curated record. Lineage: Eukaryota; Heterolobosea; Eutetramitea; Acrasida; Naegleriidae.
AUGGGUCAACAGCAACAUAACGGAACUUCUCAUCAUCAUCAUUGUCAGUAUCAUCAUUCCGUUGCGGCUCCGCACAAUAUCACCACAACUGGUAGUAGUAAUAGGUCGUGCUCUUCUGCAACCAUGAUGAUGAUGAUGAAUACAACUCAGGCGUCCAUUUGGAUGGAUGAAGACUAUGAACGAGUUCCGAUUGGCUCGUGUUUGAAUGAACAAACGAAACUACAAAAUUCAUACGUUUUCAAGGAUGUAUAUAUUGAAAAUUUGAUGCCGAGAAAAGCAAAACAAGAGGAGACUGCUGAAUCAAUACCGUCCCAUUGGGUGAUGAAAGGCUCUAAAUUAUUGGAAUUUAAAAAUCCUUGGGAUGGUUUUAAACAACCUUCGACUGGUGACGUUUUUAAAUUUCAGAGAGAAAUGGCUCUCAACAAACAAAUUAUACCAUCCAAUGAUGAAUUACCUCAAAUCAAACCAAACAUUAAUUUAUUGAAUAAUCCAGAUAUUCAUAGUGUGAGAGGCGAUGCUCCACAAGUGACCUGGAUUGGCCAUUCUACAUUUUUAAUCCAAUAUCGUGGUGUAAAUAUUUUGACAGAUCCCGUAUUUAGUGAAAGAUGCUCUCCUGUACAGUUCAUGGGCCCUAACCGUAUCAAACCGCUACCGAUAACAAUUGACAAUCUACCAACCAUUCAUUUUGUAAUUAUCUCUCACAAUCAUUACGACCAUUUAGAUUAUUAUGCCAUAACUGCUUUACAAAAACACCAUGAUCCAAUUAUUUUGUUACCAUAUCGAAUGAAAUACGAUUGGAUGGAAAAGUUUUACAAUGAGAAAAAUCAUUCUGCUCUUUCAAAGUUGAAGCUAAUGGAGCUAGAUUGGUGGAAAUCUACCAGUUUCAAUGCUUCCAUAGGUUUAGACAAAGAUAGCUCAGAACGAGUCGAAUCUAACUUUACUUUUACCUACAUGCCAGCCCAACACUGGUCUAUGCGGUCUGGAUUUGAUCGAAACGAGGCUUUAUGGGGAUCUUGGGGAGUGCAAUGCACUUUUGUAAAUCCAUCUUCCGAUGUGUCACAAACCAAGUCACAAUCUGAAUCGAUAGAAAAUGUAAGCAAUACUGCAUGCAAUACCCUUGAAAUAGCAGAGAAUGUCAAAAUGGAAGGUGUCACUUCUGAUAGCUGUCAAACUCAUACACAAGAACAACAUACAGAAGAGGUAAACAUGAACUCAAAUGAUAAUAUCAAGUCAUACAAGAUGUGGUUUGCUGGAGAUACCGGCUACAGUAAGGAAUGCUUUACAGAAAUUGGAAAUCGCUUUGGUCCAAUCGAUCUAUCAUUCAUUCCAAUCGGUGCCUACGAGCCAAGAUGGAUGAUGAAGUACCAACAUAUCAAUCCUGAUGAGGCCGUACAGAUCGCUCUAGAUAUCAAGUCCAAAAAACAAAUAUCGAUGCAUUGGGGUACUUUUAUCUUGACCACAGAACCAAUCAUGCAACCCAAAAAAGACUUGGAAGAAUGCUUGAAACAACGAGGUCUGGAUAGCUCAUUCUUUGUCACAAUGUGCCAUGGUGACACAAUGCUCGCUACAUCCAGUAAUGAUAUUGAAAGUACAAGCAUGGCGGAACUCUCUAUGAAUGAAAAAAAACUUGUUGAAACUGUAAUUCUAGCUGAGACAAUCUCAACUCAGGAUCGCCAAGCUGUUAUUGAGGAGAAACUUUAA